Theobroma umbraticum is the source of this 5867-nucleotide messenger RNA. Its product is annotated as brefeldin A-inhibited guanine nucleotide-exchange protein 2-like. The record is from RefSeq and is a predicted model, not a curated record. Gene Ontology annotation, biological process: regulation of ARF protein signal transduction. NCBI's taxonomy places the organism in Eukaryota, Viridiplantae, Streptophyta, Magnoliopsida, Malvales, Malvaceae. Gene Ontology annotation, cellular component: cytosol; trans-Golgi network. Gene Ontology annotation, molecular function: guanyl-nucleotide exchange factor activity.
GCUCGAUCUGAAUCUCAAGCCCUCUGCCCGUGUAUCAAAACAAUUCACUCUUCUCCUUUCAUCUCCUCCUCAUUCCUUUUACUCUUCGUUUCCAAUUCUUAUGCAAUUCGAACCCCAGCAACCGUGUAGACUCACCGAGUCGACUUGACUCCAUUUCUGACUCAGAUAAUUCGCUCAGCUCCCAAGUAAAGAGAGAUAAAACGAACCCUAGCAUUUCGUUGUCCAUUUCCUAGAUCUGAGUUGGUGAGUGAGGUGUUAUAUCCCACUCGGGAAUGGCUUCUGCGGAAGCCGAUUCCCGCAUGAGCCAAGUGGUAGCCCCAGCCCUAGAGAAGAUCAUCAAGAACGCUUCGUGGCGGAAGCACUCGAAACUCGCUCACCAAUGCAAAUCUCUUCUCGAAAGACUCACUUCUCCGACGAAGUCGCCUGUCUCUCCGUCAGAUUCGGAGCCCGACAGCUCGAUCCCUGGACCACUACACGACGGCGGCCCAGUAGAAUAUUCCCUCGCUGAAUCAGAGACCAUUCUCAGCCCUCUGAUCAACGCUUGCGCCACUGCCUUCAAUAAGAUCGUCGAUCCAGCCGUUGAUUGCAUCCAGAAGUUAAUCGCCUAUGGCUACCUACGCGGCGAAGCGGACCCCACUGGAGGCCCUGAGGCUCAGCUCUUAUCCAAAUUGAUUGAAUCCGUCUGUAAAUGCCACGAUUUAGGCGACGAUGCCGUUGAAUUAUUGGUUUUGAAAACGCUUUUAUCCGCGGUAACUUCCAUCUCACUGCGAAUUCACGGUGACUGUUUGUUGCAAAUUGUGAGGACUUGCUAUGAUAUUUACUUAGGGAGUAAAAAUGUGGUUAAUCAAACUACGGCAAAAGCCUCUUUGAUUCAAAUGUUAGUGAUUGUUUUUAGGAGGAUGGAGGCUGAUUCAUCAACAGUCCCAAUUCAGCCUAUUGUAGUGGCUGAAUUGAUGGAGCCAGUUGAGAAAUCAGAUGCUGAUGGAUCAAUGACUCAGUUUGUUCAAGGUUUUAUAACUAAAAUUAUGCAGGACAUUGACGGAGUGUUGAAUCCAGUGGCGCCAAGUAAGGUUUCUUUAGGUGGCCACGAUGGUGCAUUUGAAACAACCACUGUUGAAACCACAAAUCCGGCUGAUUUGUUGGAUUCGACUGAUAAGGAUAUGUUGGAUGCGAAAUAUUGGGAGAUUAGUAUGUAUAAGACAGCACUGGAAGGGAGGAAAGGAGAGUUGGCAGAUGGGGAAGUAGAGAGAGAUGAUGAUUUGGAGGUUCAGAUUGGGAAUAAGUUGAGAAGGGAUGCGUUUUUGGUGUUUAGAGCACUUUGCAAGUUGUCGAUGAAGACACCGCCUAAAGAGGCUCUGGCAGAUCCCCAGUUGAUGAGAGGGAAGAUUGUGGCGCUUGAGUUGUUGAAGAUUUUGUUGGAGAAUGCUGGAGCUGUUUUCAGAACAAGUGAAAGGUUUUUAGGUGCCAUAAAGCAAUACUUGUGUCUGUCACUAUUGAAAAACAGUGCUUCGACUCUUAUGAUUGUUUUCCAGCUUUCUUGCUCCAUUUUUAUUAGUCUGGUGUCAAGGUUUCGAGCUGGAUUGAAAGCAGAGAUUGGAGUAUUUUUUCCUAUGAUUGUUCUCCGGGUCUUGGAAAAUGUUGCUCAACCUAAUUUUCAGCAAAAGAUGAUAGUUCUUCGUUUUCUCGACAAGCUUUGUGUCGAUUCACAGAUCUUGGUAGAUAUCUUUAUCAACUAUGAUUGUGAUGUCAAUUCAUCAAACAUAUUUGAGAGAAUGGUCAAUGGACUUCUGAAAACAGCUCAAGGUGUUCCUCCUGGCACAGCUACAACACUGUUGCCACCCCAGGAAGCAACCAUGAAACUCGAAGCUAUGAAGUGUUUAGUGGCUAUUUUAAAAUCAAUGGGAGACUGGAUGAACAAACAGUUGCGCAUUCCAGAUUCUCAUUCUACCAAGAGAUCUGAAGCAGUUGAGAACAGUCCUGAACCUGGAAAUGUCCCCAUGGCGAAUGGGAAUGGGGAUGAGCCUGUUGAAGGAUCAGAUUCUCAUUCUGAAGCCUCUAGUGAAGCUUCUGAUGUUUUGACAAUUGAGCAACGUCGAGCUUACAAGCUUGAACUUCAGGAAGGUAUAUCGCUAUUUAAUCGGAAACCUAAGAAAGGAAUUGAAUUUCUAAUUAAAGCUAAUAAGGUUGGUGACUCCCCAGAGGAGAUAGCUGCUUUUCUAAAAAAUGCAUCUGGUCUGAACAAAACAUUGAUUGGUGAUUAUCUUGGAGAAAGGGAGGAUUUAUCACUUAAAGUGAUGCAUGCCUAUGUUGACUCCUUUGACUUUCAAGGCAUGGAGUUUGAUGAGGCAAUCCGAGCCUUUUUGCAAGGUUUUAGAUUGCCUGGUGAGGCACAAAAGAUUGAUCGAAUCAUGGAAAAGUUUGCUGAACGGUACUGCAAAUGUAACCCAAAGGCUUUCAUCAGUGCUGAUACAGCUUAUGUUCUUGCUUACUCUGUCAUAAUGCUCAAUACCGAUGCUCAUAACCCUAUGGUCAAGAACAAGAUGUCAGCUGAUGAUUUCAUAAGAAACAAUCGUGGCAUAGAUGAUGGAAAAGAUUUGCCGGAAGAGUACUUGAGAUCAUUAUUUGAACGGAUAUCAAGAAAUGAGAUCAAAAUGAAAGAAGAUGAUUUGUCUGUGCAACAGAAGCAGUCAGUGAACUCCAACAAAAUAUUAGGUUUGGACAGUAUCUUGAACAUUGUAAUACGUAAACGUGAUGAAGACCAGCAUAUGGAGACCAGUGAUGAUCUUAUCAGGCACAUGCAAGAACAAUUUAAAGAGAAAGCUCGCAAAUCUGAGUCUGUUUAUUAUGCAGCCACAGAUGUGGUGAUUCUCAGAUUCAUGGUUGAGGCAUGCUGGGCUCCUAUGUUAGCUGCCUUCAGUGUGCCUCUUGACCAAAGUGAUGAUGAAGUAGUGAUAGCAUUGUGUCUUGAAGGCUUCCGUUAUGCAAUCCACGUCACUGCUGUGAUGUCCAUGAAAACUCAUAGAGAUGCUUUUGUGACUUCAUUAGCAAAGUUUACUUCGCUGCACUCUCCUGCAGAUAUUAAGCAGAAAAAUAUAGAUGCAAUCAAGGCAAUAGUUACAAUUGCAGAUGAAGAUGGAAAUUAUUUACAAGAAGCUUGGGAGCAUAUUUUGACAUGUGUGUCCCGGUUUGAGCAUUUGCAUCUCUUGGGAGAGGGCGCUCCUCCAGAUGCCACUUUCUUUGCCUUUCCUCAGAAUGAGUCAGAAAAAUCUAAGCAAGCUAAGUCAGCUGUCCUUCCUGUUUUAAAGAAGAAGGGACCAGGAAGAAUUCAGUAUGCUGCUGCUGCUGUGAUGAGGGGCUCAUAUGAUAGUGCUGGUAUUGGAGGCAAUACUGCUGGGGCUGUCACAUCUGAACAGAUGAACAAUUUAGUCUCUAAUCUCAACAUGCUAGAACAAGUUGGAAGCUCUGAAAUGAAUCGUAUAUUCACACGUAGUCAAAAAUUGAAUAGUGAGGCUAUCAUAGAUUUUGUUAAGGCUCUAUGCAAGGUGUCCAUGGAGGAGUUGCGAUCUACAUCUGAUCCUCGGGUUUUUAGCCUUACAAAGAUUGUUGAGAUUGCGCACUAUAACAUGAACCGGAUCAGGCUUGUAUGGUCAAGCAUCUGGCUUGUACUUUCUGAUUUCUUUGUGACCAUUGGCUGUUCUGAAAACCUGUCAAUUGCAAUUUUUGCAAUGGACUCUUUACGGCAGCUAUCGAUGAAAUUUUUGGAGCGAGAAGAGUUGGCUAAUUACAAUUUUCAGAAUGAAUUUAUGAAGCCUUUUGUCAUUGUUAUGCGUAAGAGUAGUGCUGUUGAAAUCCGAGAAUUAAUCAUCAGAUGUGUCUCACAGAUGGUAUUAUCUCGUGUCAAUCAUGUCAAGUCAGGAUGGAAGAGCAUGUUCAUGGUUUUCACUACUGCAGCUUAUGACGACCACAAAAACAUUGUACUGCUAGCCUUUGAAAUAAUGGAGAAGAUUAUUCGAGACUAUUUCCCAUACAUUACUGAAACUGAAACAACCACAUUCACAGAUUGUGUGAACUGCUUAAUUGCAUUCACCAAUAGUAGAUUCAACAAAGACAUUAGUCUCAAUGCAAUUGCUUUUCUACGUUUCUGUGCGACCAAACUUGCAGAAGGGGAUCUUGGCUCUUCAUCAAAGAAUAAGGAUAAGGAAUCUGGGAAGAUUUCUCCAUCUUCACCUCACAAGGGAAAAGAUGGAAGACAAGAUAAUGGAGAGCUAAUGGAUAAGGAUGGUCAUCUCUAUUUCUGGUUUCCUUUGUUGGCUGGUUUAUCAGAACUUAGCUUUGACCCUAGGCCAGAAAUUAGGAAGAGUGCUUUGCAAGUGCUGUUUGAAACUUUGCGCAACCAUGGUCACCUCUUCUCACUGCCUUUGUGGGAAAGGGUGUUCGAAUCUGUCCUUUUUCCAAUAUUUGACUAUGUGCGUCAUGCUAUUGAUCCAUCAGGUGGUGACUCACCUGAGCAGGGAAUUGUUAAUGAUGAGGGUGAACUUGAUCAGGAUGCAUGGCUCUAUGAGACAUGUACAUUGGCACUCCAAUUAGUUGUAGAUCUUUUUGUGAAUUUUUAUAAUACUGUCAAUCCACUUUUGAGAAAGGUUCUCUCUUUACUUGUAAGUUUCAUCAAGCGUCCCCACCAAAGCCUAGCUGGUAUUGGUAUUGCUGCAUUUGUCCGUUUGAUGAGCAAUGCUGGUGAUCUUUUUUCUGAGGAAAAGUGGCUGGAAGUAGUUUCUUCUUUAAAAGAAGCAGCUAAGGCAACACUUCCCGAUUUUUCCUACGUUGUUAGUGGAGAUAGCAUGGUUGGAAGCAAAGAACAUGCUUUGAAUGGCGAAAGUAAUGAGGUGUCUACUAGUUCUGACACACCUCAUGGUGAUUCAGAGAGCCUGAGAACACAGCGUCUUUAUUCUUCUUUAUCUGAUGCUAAGUGCCGAGCUGCUGUUCAGCUUUUAUUGAUACAGGCGGUGAUGGAAAUUUACAACAUGUAUCGAACUCACCUUUCAGCUAAGAACACCUUAGUCCUCUUUGAUGCAAUGCAUGAUGUUGCAUCCCAUGCUCACAGGAUCAACAACAGUACUAUACUACGUUCCAAGCUUCAAGAGUUUGGUCCCAUGACCCAAAUGCAGGAUCCUCCACUAUUGCGUCUUGAGAAUGAGUCGUAUCAAUUUUGCCUAACUUUCUUGCAGAAUCUGAUAUUGGAUAGGCCUCCUAGGUAUGAGGAGGCUGAAGUCGAGUCACAUCUUGUUGAUCUUUGCCAGGAGGUGUUACUGUUUUAUAUAGAAACUGCUUGCUCUGGACAGACUUCUGAAACAUCUCUCAAUGGGCAAACCCAAUGGAUGGUUCCUUUAGGUUCUGGAAAACGAAGGGAAUUGGCUGCCCGCGCACCUCUUAUUGUGGCGACUCUCCAGGCCAUUUGUAGCUUGGGAGACACUUUGUUCGAGAAGAACUUACCUCUGUUCUUCCCACUUCUUUCGAGCUUGAUAAGUUGUGAGCAUGGUUCGAAUGAGGUCCAGGUAGCUCUCAGUGAUAUGCUGAGCUCCACAGUGGGUCCUGUUUUGCUUCGAUCAUGUUGAUCUUGGCGAAAUAUUGACUCUGUUUUGGAUGUAUGAUAUAUAUGUUUCUCUUUUCCUCUUAUCUAACUCCAUAGUUUUCCAUUUUCUUCUUUAGUUUAUAAUAAUUGUUCACCGGAAAUAUAGUUGUCAGUGUAUGAAGAGUUUAGAGUUGCUUUUGAAUUGGCUAGUGCUUCUGAACAUGCUGUAGUUUAUGUGAGAGAACAGCCAUACUCUUCAGAAUUUUAUAGAUAUCAUCAUCGAGGGAAUUUUGUGUUG